AUGGAAUACCUAUUCGGUCGAAGGAAAACGCCUGCUGAGCUUCUGCGACAGAACCAACGAGCGCUCAAUAAGGCGAUUCGAGAGCUUGAUCGAGAAAAGUCACGCAUGGAAAUGCAGGAGAAGAAGGUGAUUGCCGAAAUUAAAAAGAUGGCCAAGCAGAAUCAGAUGGAUUCAGUGAAAGUCAUGGCAAAAGAUCUUGUUCGCACCCGUCGAUAUAUUAAGAAGUUCAUAAUUAUGAAGGCGAACAUUCAAGCUGUUUCACUCAAAGUUCAAACGCUAAAGAGUCAGGACGCUAUGGCGCAGGCUAUGAAAGGAGUCACGAGAGCAAUGCAGUCAAUGAAUCGGCAAUUGAAUCUCCCACAAAUUCAGAAAAUUAUGAUGGAGUUCGAAAAACAAAGUGAAAUUAUGGAUAUGAAGGAAGAAAUUAUGGGUGACGCUAUUGACGAUGCCCUCGGUGAUGAGACCGACGAUGCUGAGAGCGAGCAGAUUGUUAACCAGGUCCUGGAUGAACUAGGUAUUCAAAUGGGCGAGGAAAUGGCCGGGUUACCCACGACAGGUGGACAAAUUGGCGUCAGUACAGGCGAGAGAGCCAAGCAACCUGUUGCUGCGGGAGGAGGCAACGACAUUGAUGAUGAUUUGCAAGCUCGUUUAGAUCAGUUACGACGAGAAUGA
Molecule: messenger RNA, 672 nt
Organism: Haemonchus placei
Lineage: Eukaryota; Metazoa; Nematoda; Chromadorea; Rhabditida; Trichostrongylidae
Source: the annotation of a GenBank genome assembly